AUGUCAAUUUAUUCGAAUUGUUCAAUGGGAUCAGACUCGGAGAGGGUUCAGCCAUCUGGCACCCAUAAGAUUCACUACAACGCUCUAAGCGACUAUGAUUUUAUGCUCAAGACAUCAAAGCCCAUCGAUAUCUCUCUGGCGCUACCACACUAUCGUGCGCGCAAUCAGCCAGUAGACCAUCGUUUGGCCAUGUUUAUCAGUACCGAGACGUCACCGAUCAAGCUUAAAGUUUGCCGUGCCAUACCUCGUUGCAAGUUUUUCCUUGAUAUCCGAACCACCGCUUCCAACGUGACCGUUUGGUUGCCCUCGGAUUUUCGAGGUCACAUUCGUUGCUCGGGCACACCAUCUUUCUCAGCUGGUUUCGUCAACCGCAUGAUUGCAAAUGUCCGCGUGAAUGAAGCAAUGUCAAUGGAUGACAAUUGGGAUGGUGACGAAGUAUGGGUCGAUACCCGUGGCCUGGUGACGUUCAGGAUGUGGGAUGUUCACACAAACGCUCCAGAAAGCCAGCCCAAAGAAACUUUGAAACGCAUUUUUGGUUCGACUUCUAAGAAAUUACCGGAGAGAAAUUUUAAUUGGGAUUUUCUUCUUGAGGAUUGA
This is a messenger RNA of Suillus discolor, 597 nucleotides long. RefSeq lists its product as uncharacterized. The coding region runs from base 1 to 597 and encodes 198 amino acids. The record is from RefSeq and is a predicted model, not a curated record. The transcript has 3 exons. Lineage: Eukaryota; Fungi; Basidiomycota; Agaricomycetes; Boletales; Suillaceae.